AUGGUUCUACGUAUUAAUGAUAUAGUUGACAUAAGCGAAGUGCUCGGAUUAUCUGUGAAAUAUGAUGCAAAAGAAAGAAUUCAAGUGAAUGCUACAGCUAAUGACAGUCUUUCAUCCUUACAUCUACGUCCAGGAGAUAUAAUACGCGAAGUGAAUGAAUAUCCCAUUGCAAGUAAAACUAUGCUUGAUUAUUUCAUACAAGCAGCAGUCAUUGAAAAUGGUCAGGUAAAUUUUACAAUCGAAAGUUUGGCCGGAGGUAUUGAUAGUUAUCGUGAUCAAGUCGAAUUUGCAAGUGAUGUGCUAGAAAUUGCUCAAAAACAAAUCAUCCAAUUCCGAAUGGCUGUGGCUUCAAAAACAUUAAAUCGUCCAUCGAUAUUACAGAAACAACAUGCAAGUAAAAAUAGCAGGAAGAUUGUUAUUUCCCAGAAUUUUGUUGAAUUACCAAUUGGAGCUGAUUUUGAUCCAUCGAAAUUAAAAGCAUGUAAAGGUGCUAAUGUCGAAAUGCGAAGUAUACAAAAACGUGGUUUUUAA
This is a messenger RNA of Brugia pahangi, 531 nucleotides long. Lineage: Eukaryota; Metazoa; Nematoda; Chromadorea; Rhabditida; Onchocercidae. The record is from the annotation of a GenBank genome assembly.